Molecule: messenger RNA, 921 nt
Organism: Molossus molossus (Pallas's mastiff bat)
Lineage: Eukaryota; Metazoa; Chordata; Mammalia; Chiroptera; Molossidae
Product: olfactory receptor 5AK2
Exons: 1
Coding region: 1-921 (306 amino acids)
Biological process (GO): sensory perception of smell; G protein-coupled receptor signaling pathway
Cellular component (GO): membrane
Molecular function (GO): G protein-coupled receptor activity; olfactory receptor activity; odorant binding
Source: RefSeq, a predicted model, not a curated record
AUGACACAAGGAAAUAGCACUGAAGUGACUGAAUUCUUUCUCCGAGGAUUUGGUACCCAGCACAAGUUUCUCUUCGUUGUAUUUCUAGUCAUCUACGUGACCUCUGUGGUGGGUAAUAUUGGAAUGAUUCUGCUCAUCAAGACAGAUUCCAGACUUCGAACACCCAUGUAUUUCUUCCUACAACACUUGGCUUUUGUUGAUCUCUGCUUUACCUCUGCUAUCACUCCCAAGAUGUUGCAAAACUUCAUAGUAGAAAAUAAAUCUAUAUCAUUCAGGGGCUGUGUUAUGCAAUUAUUGGUUUAUGCAACGUUCGCAACGAGUGACGCUUACCUCCUGGCUGCUAUGGCAGUGGACCGUUAUGUGGCCAUCUGUAACCCACUCCACUACCGCAUUGUCAUGACCCAGAGAGUCUGCAUCCACCUGGUAGCUGGUUCAUAUGUCAUAGGCUCCAUAAAUGCUUCUGUGCACACAGGUUUUACAUUUACACUGUCCUUCUGCAGGUCCAAUAUCAUCAAUCACUUCUUUUGUGAUGUUCCACCAAUCCUCGCCCUUUCGUGCUCCAACACUGACGUGAACAUUAUGCUACUUGCCAUCUUGGUGGGAUUUAACUUGACGUUCACUGUGUUGGUCGUCGCUUACUCCUACAUCUCUAUCACAGUUGCCAUCCUAAAGGUAUCUUCUACCACAGGAAGGAAAAAAGCUUUCUCCACGUGUGCCUCCCACAUGACAGCAGUCACCAUUUUCUAUGGAACCCUGUCAUACAUGUACCUACAGCCUCAUUCUAAUAAUGUCCCGGAGAAUAUGAAAGUGGCUUCCAUAUGUUAUGGCAUUGUGAUUCCCAUGUUGAACCCCCUGAUCUAUAGUUUGAGGAAUAAGGAAGUCAAAGAAGCUCUAAAAGGGAUACUGGCAAAGGUCUUCUAG